AUGAAAGACGUGUACGUCUCUUCCAGCAUUCAAAUUGCUCCGCAGAGUGACGAUUGCUUUGCGUUUUCGUCGACAUCAAAUGCCAUCGUCUGCUUGUUGCUCAAACUGCUUUACCAAAUACUCCAUUCUCAACCCUGAAGAAGGCUGCUCGAACUGUGCAUUUUCAUUCUGUCGAAAAUGCUUGCCUCACCGUGCUAUCAUUCCACAAUAUGCCAACAAGCCUGUCACCGUCUGCUCACGAUGUUUCGAUAAACUCAAUGCGCAAACGUUGAGGAAUCAGGAGAAAGAUGGCACCAAGAUUACGAGGAUAACUAUUGGUGAUCCGCCGAAUACUCAUCAUUCAGGAGUUGCAAGCACGUCUUCAGCGAAGUGGUGGGGGGAUGGACUGCCUCCCCCGUCUUUAAGAUCUACUAUAGGUCAACCACGGCCUGCUCCACGUCUUUUGCAUACGAAAUUGAACGACGGUGUCGCCAAGGCACCAGAGCAUAAAGGGAGCGAUGACUUAGAAUCGAGGUGGAAGAGAAUGCGUGAGGAAGAUGUUCCCAGUAAAGUCCUCACACUCUCUGAGAUAGAAGAACGUUUAGCUGCUUUGCGAGGAUGCGAUGUAGAACUCAUUCGUCGCCCACGUUGCAUGUUCGAAACGUCUGAAAAGGUUUCCCCUUCGGGGAAUACCGCGGAAGAGCUGAUGAAGCAGGCCAAAGAUCUCGCCGAAAUCGAAGAAAGGUAUGACGAAGACAAGGAAAUGGAGAGGCGGUUUAAGCGAUUGAAAUAUGAGGAUAACUCGCAACCCGGUGAAGCUGCAGACGGAGCUGAUGUGGACCAGCUCACUUCAGGAGCUUCGAAUGACCCACGGUUAUCUACAGUGUCGUCAGCGACUGCCUUUAGUGAGGCGACGGCGAAGGAAUUGGAAGAAAUCAACAGGUAA
Molecule: messenger RNA, 925 nt
Organism: Haemonchus placei
Lineage: Eukaryota; Metazoa; Nematoda; Chromadorea; Rhabditida; Trichostrongylidae
Source: the annotation of a GenBank genome assembly